This is a messenger RNA of Oryza brachyantha (malo sina), 3848 nucleotides long. Its product is annotated as auxin response factor 21. The coding region runs from base 248 to 3583 and encodes 1111 amino acids. The record is from RefSeq and is a predicted model, not a curated record. The transcript has 13 exons. Gene Ontology annotation, biological process: regulation of DNA-templated transcription; response to hormone. Lineage: Eukaryota; Viridiplantae; Streptophyta; Magnoliopsida; Poales; Poaceae. Gene Ontology annotation, cellular component: nucleus. Gene Ontology annotation, molecular function: protein binding; DNA binding.
CUGUACAGCAGCCAGUAGCUCAGUUCAGCUCAGCUUGGCCAGCGUCAAGACUGCACUAAUAUAUUGCUCCUUUUUUUUUUCUUCUCUCUUCGCUGCUACCGAGUCUUUUCUCUCCUCGGGAGCUGCUCAAAUUCGCCUCCUUUUCCUCUCCUCUCCUCGCCGGCGGCGAUCCGGCGAUGCCUCCGGGUCGGCAGGAGGCUGAGGCGGCGUGAUUUGAGCUCGUGUGAUACCGGAUACGUUGGUGGCGAUGGCGGCGCCGGCGGCGAGCUCAGGUGCGGAGGAGGGGGAGGGGAGGGGGGCCAGGGUGAACCAGGAGCUGUGGUACGCGUGCGCCGGGCCGCUCGUGUCGCUGCCGCCGCAGGGGAGCCUCGUCGUCUACUUCCCCCAGGGCCACAGCGAGCAGGUUGCAGCAUCUAUGCGAAGGGAUGCAGAUGCACAAAUUCCAAGCUAUCCAAAUCUUCCAUCAAAGCUGAUAUGCAUCCUCCACAGUGUCACUAUGCAUGCUGAUCCUGACACAGAUGAGGUUUAUGCUCAAAUGACUCUCCAGCCAGUUAGCAAUGUGUCACAGUGUGACAAGGAAACAUUGCUAGCAUCAGAGCUUGCGCUGAAACAAACCAGGCCACAAACAGAAUUCUUUUGCAAAACACUGACCGCCAGUGAUACAAGCACUCAUGGAGGGUUCUCUGUGCCACGCCGUGCUGCGGAGAGGAUUUUUCCUCGCCUUGACUUCUCCAUGCAGCCUCCUGCCCAGGAACUGCAGGCUCGGGAUUUGCAUGAUAAUGCUUGGACAUUUCGUCAUAUAUACCGAGGCCAGCCUAAAAGGCAUUUACUGACCACGGGCUGGAGCCUAUUUGUCAGUGGAAAGAGACUACUCGCUGGUGAUUCGGUCUUGUUUAUUAGGGAUGGAAGACAGCAACUCCUAUUGGGGAUCAGACGAGCGAAUAGGCAACCUACAAACCUCUCAUCGUCUGUCUUAUCUAGUGAUAGUAUGCAUAUUGGAGUUCUUGCUGCAGCAGCCCAUGCUGCAGCAAAUAACAGCCAAUUCACGAUAUACUAUAACCCAAGGGCUAGUCCUUCAGAAUUUGUGAUUCCUUUUGCCAAAUACCAGAAGGCAGUGUAUGGUAACCAACUAUCUCUUGGCAUGCGGUUCAGAAUGAUGUUUGAAACUGAAGAGUCAGGAACAAGAAGGUACAUGGGUACAAUAACUGGUAUAAGUGAUUUGGAUCCAGUAAGGUGGAAAACCUCUCAUUGGCGCAACCUUCAGGUUGCAUGGGAUGAAGCGGCACCAAGUGAGAGACGCACUAGGGUUUCCCUCUGGGAGGUAGAGCCUGUCAUUGCUCCAUUCUUCAUCUACCCCUCACCAUUAUUCACCGCAAAACGUCCGAGGCUACCUGGAAUGGCAGAUGAAGGGACUGAAAUGGACAGUGUUAUUAAGAGGACCAUGCCAUGGCUUGGUGAGGAGAUUUGCAAGAAAGAUCUGAAUAUUCAGAACAAUGCAGUGACUGGUCUAAAUUUAGCUCAGUGGAUGAACAUGCAGAAUAACUCACUUCCUGGCUCGGUUGUGCAACCAGAGUUGUUAAGCCCGUUAAGUGGAAAACCUGUACAAAAUUUGGCUGCAACUGAUUUAUCAAGGCAAAUCAGUUUCCACACCCAAUUCUUGCAACAAAACAACAUCCAAUUUAAUACUGCAUUGGUACCUCAACAAAACCAACAGACAGAACAGUUAGCGAAAGCGAUAGCUACACCAAACCAAUUAGUAAGUGUUAUAAUACCGCAGAAGGUGGUUCAAGAUUGCAACUCUGAACAAAGGCAGCAUGUGGUUACUCAAACAGUGCAAGGCAACCAGCCAAACAUAAAUAUUCCACAGCCUCAACUGGUUGUCCAAGCUCAGCUUCAGCAACCUCAAGUCAUUCUCCAGGCACAACUGCAGCAACCUCAAGUUGUUGUCCAGGCCCAACUCCAGCAAACGCAGCCUUUGGUCCAAAGUCACGCUGUCUUACAAGGAGGUCUUCAACAAAUCCAGCUUCUGCAGCAGCAACAAUCACAUGUGCAGCACCAGCAGGUAACGCAACAGUUACAGCAGCAGCAAACACAACAGUUACAACCUGUCCAGCAGGUUCAGCACUCAGUACAGGAUCAGCAAAUAAAGAUGCAACCUGUUCAUGUUUCCGCUGACGCAAAUAUAAAUAAACAGAUAGCAGAUCAUCAAAUGAAAUUACAACUACUAAAGGCUUUACAACCGCAGCAGCCUCUGAUCUCAGAGCAACAGAAGAUGCUUUUGGAUUUGCAACAGCAAAUGAUAAGUUCACAAUCAGCUCCUCAGCAGUGUGUACAGGUAACCACCCAAGCUACUAGUUUACAUAACAGUGACAAUGCUCUGUACCCAACACAACAUAAGGUUCAGUCUCACCAACAAGUUCAAGAUUUAACUGGGAAUGUCAUUCCCAAUGCAAAACCAGACAUCGUUACUUCCUUGGGUGCUAGCUCUUUACAUGCAGCUGGUGGACUGCAAUUAUUGAAGACAGAUGAUGUUUCAUCUUCUUCAACAUCACCAUCCACUAAUAGUAAUCAUGUUCUUUUGCAACCCAUCCAAAGUAGCUCCAAGAACCAAAGUUUAACUACAGCAGGAAAGACAUCUCAAUCAUCUGUUGUGUUGGGUCCUACGAUUGAACAGGACAGAAAGCCAUAUCAAAAUGUUGAGCAAACAAUGAUGAUUCCCAAGAUGACAGAGCAAAGGCCAACUACUGGACAAGACUGCAUAAAGAACAACCCUCAAAUGGAUUACUUGGAUACAUCCUCUUCAGCUACCUCGGUUUGCCUUUCUCAGGCUGACGGAUCAUUGCAACAAAACUUUCAACCUUUAUCCUUCAAUCCGCACCCCCUUCUAAAAGACACAGUUCCAGAUAGCGUGUUUGAGGUUACAGAUCCAAGAAACAACCUUCUAUUCGGGGUGAAUAUUGAUGGUCAACUGGGCUUACCACUUAAUGCAGACCUGCUUGCAAAUGACAUUGAAACUGAUAAAUACAUGGAUCAGCUGCCUGGAAAUGGAAUUUCUAAUUACAUUUCAUCAAAGGAUUCUCAACAAGAGUUAUCGUCUUCAAUGAUUUCACAUUCAUUUGGAGUUGCUGACAUGGCAUUCAAUUCUAUAGAUUCUGCAAUCAAUGAAACUCCAUUCUUAAAUAGAAAUUCUCAGGCUACAGCAGGUCCUGCACAUCAACGAAUGAGAACCUACACCAAGGUACACAAACGCGGUGCGGUGGGAAGAUCAAUUGACAUCAAUCGAUACUCUGGAUAUGAUGAGCUCAAACACGACGUUGCUCGGAUGUUUGGUAUUGAGGGGCAACUUGGUGAUCAAAAUAGAGUUGGCUGGAAGCUAGUAUAUGAAGAUCACGAGAAGGAUGUUCUACUAGUUGGCGAUGAUCCAUGGGACGACUUUGUGAAAUGCGUACGGUGUAUCAGGAUUCUUUCUCCACAGGAAGAAAUGCAGAUGAGAUUAGUUGGCGACUUUGGAGACAGAUUUCUAACCAAUCAAGCUUGCAGCAGCUCAGAUGGGGGUCAUCCCUGGAGGAUAACCGGCGACUAGAAUAUAGAAACUGAUCAAAAUCCAGUUUACAUACAUAUUGUAGUUGUCUCCACAAGAUCAACUUUUUUGACGUUAGUCUCAUACUCUCAUGACAGUGCAGAGGAUGAUAGGCAAUGAUAAUUUUGGCUCUGAAACUUCGAGCUUACAUGAAAUUUAUCGACAUAAAAAUUCAAUAAAAAUAUGGACACAAGAGGAAGGAUGUGUUGGCGUCAUGGAGUGCAUUACAGGAGCUCCUCCUUUAAAGUUCACUCCAUUGUUCAGAGUU